UUUCUCGUUCAUAUCUACCCAUUUCCCCAAAACCUCUCUCUCAUCUUCUGGACCCUCUUCUGGAAACCUGUUGCUGGCAUUGUCUCAGAAUUCAUAGCUCUCUCUCUCUCUCUCUCUCUCUCUCUCUCUUAUCAUGGAGGUUUUAGUGUGCGUGGUUCUCAUCUUGGCUAAUGCUCUUCAUUCAAGUGCUACAUGGUGUAUUUGCAAGGACGGAGUGAGUGAUGCAGCCCUACAGAAGACACUGGACUAUGCAUGUGGGGCAGGUGCCGAUUGCACUCCUAUUCACCAGAACGGAGCCUGCUACAACCCCAUCACUGUUAGGGGCCAUUGCAAUUAUGCAGUAAAUAGCUACUUCCAAAAGAAGGGUCAAGCCCAAGGCUCCUGUGAUUUCUCUGGCACUGCCUCUGCAACCACAUCAGACCCCAGCUCUUCUGGUUGUGUUUAUCCUGCAAGUGCCAGCGCUGCUAACGCAACUCCUUCCACAAACACGACGUCGGGCAGUUCUCCUUAUUCGACGGGCGCAUUCGGACCAUCGAGCACAGACGUCAGCCGCGGCGGGUCUAUGCUUCAACAGGGUAGUAGCUUGUUCUGUUUCUUAAUCACACUCUUGUUUUCAGCUUUGUUACGGGGUUGAAGAAACAGGAGAGGCUGUGGUGGUGGGGCAGAUUGGUUUGUAUUCUUAUGGUUGUGUGCAUUUGGUUCUAGUGUUGGUUUGUGGGAAUAUGUGUAGACAAACCUUUGCUUUAUUUUGUUCUCUUGCCCAUGCAUUCUUAUUACUUGGGGAAAAAGAUGGGCUUUGGAUUC
Rhododendron vialii is the source of this 804-nucleotide messenger RNA. RefSeq names its product PLASMODESMATA CALLOSE-BINDING PROTEIN 3-like. Lineage: Eukaryota; Viridiplantae; Streptophyta; Magnoliopsida; Ericales; Ericaceae. The coding region runs from base 134 to 634 and encodes 166 amino acids. The record is from RefSeq and is a predicted model, not a curated record. The transcript is spliced from 4 exons.